This is a messenger RNA of Mytilus californianus (California mussel), 1512 nucleotides long. RefSeq lists its product as uncharacterized. The record is from RefSeq and is a predicted model, not a curated record. The transcript has a single exon. Lineage: Eukaryota; Metazoa; Mollusca; Bivalvia; Mytilida; Mytilidae. The coding region runs from base 1 to 1512 and encodes 503 amino acids.
AUGAAUACAGUUUCUGAUAAUUUAUCGAGUGACGACAGAAAAGUGAUCAUUACCAGCGGGAGUUUUGGUGAAGGACUGCAGAUGAUUGGUAGUGAUCUAGAUAUUAUGUUUGUAAUGAAAUAUGUCGAGGUUCAUGAUGAUAUAACAUCUAUUGUUUUCGAUUCUACAAAAACGCAUGUUUCACUGUUGACAGAGGAUUCAAAACUAGGUUAUGUUAUGUUACGUCUUAUCAGCAGUCGUCAUGCCUUCGUGCGUAAAAUUUGUGAACAAUUCAGAGGGGACAAUUAUUUGUCAAAUACCUUAUUCAAGAACAGGUUUUUAGACGAGACUAUGCCCGUUGUACAUGGACCUUGUGUAUCCGACAUAGAAGGUGCUUUUGACAAUGCUCAUUGCCUUCAUAGUAAAUAUUGGGUCACGUCUGCGUCACAAUGGACUAUGAGGUCAACUAAUUCAUGGCCAACUCAAAAUACAAAGCAGAUGAUCAUUAAUCAUGGUGUGCUUUUUGUACCAAUUGGUUUUAAAGGGUCACCACACGAGGAACUAGAAUGGAGAAUGUCAUUCUCAGUUGGAGAAAAACUUCUACUUUAUACAUUUAGUCAUACGCAGUUACUGUGUUAUGCGCUCAUGAAAAUUCUUUUAAAAGAUUUAAUAAAUACUGAUAGUAGAUGUAAAGAUUUAUUGUGUUCUUAUUACCUGAAGACAAUAAUGUUCUGGAUAUCAGAAGAAUUACAACUUUCUGUAUGGACACCUGACAAUUUGAUACCUUGUUUUAUGAGAUGUUUCCGUCGGCUGAUUUAUUGUGUGCAGUAUCAAGUUUGUCCGCAAUAUUUCAUUCCAGGAAAUAAUUUGUUUGAAAAUCAGAUUGAAGGACAUGAUUGGGAUAAUUUAAUUGAUACACUCCGUGUUUUAUUUGGCUAUGGAUGGCAAUGCAUUUUCUUUUCAAGACAAAUAUCACAUGUUUCGGUUUUGUCAUGCAACAUUCAAAAUAAUGACAGUUACAUGUAUUUUAAAGACAUAAAUAAACUGUUAAGGUCAAACAUAUUUGUAGGUGUUGAUUCUGUGCAGGGUAAACAGAACUACUUCAGUAAAGCUGUAUAUUACAUUAUGGCUUAUAAUUCCAAGAAAUUGAAAUAUCUUCAUGCAUAUUUCGUGUCAUUGGUGUGCUACAAUACAUGUGAGUCCAUCCCCCUGACCAGUGCACUAAGUAAUAAGAAUCGAUAUAAACAAUACAACACUUGUAUGAGUUAUCUACUAAUGAGCAUAAACCAUGAUACGGUAUCGGAGUGGUUGAAGAUUGCUUCUUUUUUUUACAAAGCAAAACAAUACAGGAAUUCUCUCAUAAUUAUUUUGUAUGCACUCUCGAAGUGUACACCUGACAAACUAUUCCGCGGAGCAGCUCUGUCCGUCGUCUACUCAAAUGGCAUGCAGUUAGAAAACAAGGAGUGGUGCGUUCCCUUAAAUUUGUACUGGCAGAUCCUGUCAAUUUUAAAACUGGUACAUUUAUUCCUAUAG